AUGGGGACACUGGGUAAAGGACUGUCCAAAGCGACCCAGGGGGCCGAAGAAGCCCAGGCCCCCGACCUCCCUUCUGACCCUGGAGGAUUAGGACAGUCGAGUUUCCGAUCGGCCUGGGUCCAAGGAGCUACAGGUGGUAAGAGAUACCAAUGGACGACGGAUCGAAAAGUACAGCUGGCUACUGGUAAGGUGACACAUUCUUUUCUGCAUGUCCCAGAUUGCCCUUAUCCACUAUUAGGAAGAGACCUCCUCACUAAAUUAAAGGCUCAAAUUCACUUUGAAGAUAGAGGGGCUAACAUAAUGGGCCCCAAAGGGGCCCCCCUCCAGAUUCUCACACUGCAUCUGGAAGAUGAAUAUAGACUUUAUGAAACUCAAAGACCCCAGGGACCUGACAUGACUCCUUGGCUUGAUAAAUUCCCACUGGCAUGGGCCGAGACUGGGGGAAUGCGAUUAGCGCUGCGACAGCCUCCGCUCAUAAUACAACUAAAGGCUACAGCUGCCCCCGUCUCCAUUAAGCAAUACCCCAUGUCUUAUGAGGCAUAUCAGGGAAUAAAACCUCAUAUAAGGAGGCUGCUGGACCAGGGCAUCCUCACCCCCUGUCGCUCAACCUGGAAUACUCCCCUACUGCCGGUAAAGAAACCUGGUACUGGGGAUUAUCGGCCAGUGCAGGAUUUAAGAGAGGUCAACAAGAGGGUAGAAGACAUAUACCCUACGGUCCCCAACCCUUAUACUCUACUGAGCACACUGCCACCUUCCCACACUUGGUACACUGUAUUUGAUUUAAAGGAUGCUUUCUUCUGCCUACAGCUGCAUCCUGUGAGUCAAUCUCUGUUUGCCUUUGAAUGGAAGGAACCAGAUCUUGGGCUCUCAGGCCAAUUAACUUGGACCAGGCUUCCCCAAGGGUUCAAGAACAGCCCAACCCUCUUUGACGAGGCUUUGCAUCAAGAUCUGGCAGAUUUCAGGGUGCAGCACCCUGCCCUGUUACUGCUCCAAUGUCUGAUGCUGGCGGCAGAAUCAGAACAGGAGUGCAGGGAGGGCACAGAAGCCCUCUUGCAGACACUAGGACAAUUAGGAUAUCAGGCAUCCACAAAGAAGGCCCAAAUAUGCCAAAAAGAGGUCAUCUACCUAGGCUAUCAAUUAAGGGAUGGACAGAGAUGGCUGACUGAGGCACGUAAACAGACUAUUACUGACAUCCCUGCCCCUAAAAAUCCCCGCCAGCUGCGGGAGUUUCUGGGGACUGCAGGGUUCUGCCGCCUCUGGAUUCCAGGGUUUGCGGAGAUGGCUGCACCCCUAUACCCUCUCACCAAACAAGGGACUCUGUUUAAUUGGGGAGAGGAACAACAGAAGGCAUUCCAGGAUAUUACAAAGGCCUUGCUGGCCUCCCCAGCGUUGGGCCUCCCUGAUACCACCAAACCCUUCGAAUUGUUUGUGGACAAAUGGCAGGGCUAUGCUAAAGGAGUACUCACUCAGAGACUGGGCCCCUGGAAGCGUCCAAUAGCUUACUUAUCCAAGAAACUUGAUCCAGUAGCGUCGGGCUGGCCACCCUGCUUGCGAAUGAUAGAAGCCAUUGCAGUCCUUGUCAAGGAUGCCGGCAAAUUAACUCUGGGUCAGCCUUUAACUAUCCUAGCACCCCAUGCAGUAGAAGCCUUGAUUAGACAACCUCCAGACUGCUGGCUCUCCAACGCCUGCAUGACUCAUUACCAGGCCAUGCUCCUGGAUGCGGACCGAGUCCAAUUCAGUCCAGUGGUUGCACUUAACCCCGCCACUCUGCUCCCCCUGCUGGGAAAGCCAGAACUGCAUGACUGUCUCCAGAUCCUUGCAGAAAUGCACGGGACCAGACCGGACCUGAGGGAUCAACCCCUCCGAGAUGUAGACUACACCUGGUACAGGGAUGGCAGCAGCAUCCUGGUGAGCGGGGAGCGGAAGGCGGGAGCAGCCAUGACCACAGAGACGGAGGUAGUCUGGGCAAAAGCCUUUCCGGCAGGCACCUCAGCCCAGAGAGCUGAGCUCAUCGCACUAACCCAGGCCCUUCAGAUGGCAGAAGGUAAGAGACUGAACGUCUAUAAAGAUAGCCGAUACACCUUUGCCACUGCCCACAUACAUGGGGAAAUUUACCGGAGGCGAGGACUAUUAACUUCAGAAGGAAAAGAAAUUAAAAACAAGGCUGAGAUCCUGGCACUGCUAAAAGCCUUGUUUCUGCCUCAGAAAUUGAGCAUUAUGCAUUGCCCUGGCCAUCAAAGAGGCAAUAGCCCGGAGGCAAAAGGGAACCGACUAGCAGACACAGUUGCAAGGGAGGCUGCUCUAAACUCCCUCAGCACCACCCGAGCCCUUCCUUUGACGUGCCCAGGGGAGAAUCAUUAUGACCCCAAAAAGGGACAUUGGAUUUUCAAAGGAACAAUCGUUAGACCCAUGAGACAAACCUACGAACUGAUAGACUGUUUACAUAAACUAACCCAUCUGAGCCCCAAAAAGAUGAAGACUCUCCUAGAAUGCCAGGAGAUGUGACAAUACCUCCUAAAUAGAGACGGGGCCAUACAAAAAGUAACUGAUGAAUGCAAAGCCUGCGCCCAGGUAAAUGCAGGCAGGACUAAGCUCGAACCAGGGAUCCGAGUUCGAGGACACCGUCCCGGUACCCAUUGGGAAAUCGAUUUCACAGAGGUAAAGCCUGGAUUAUAUGGAUACAGAUACCUACUGGUGUUCAUAGACACCUUCUCUGGAUGGGUAGAAGCUUUCCCCACAAAACAUGAAAUGGCAAAGACCGUGACCAAGAAACUCUUGGAAGAAAUCUUCCCCAGGUAUGGGAUGCCCCAGAUCCUGGGUACUGACAAUGGGCCCACCUUCGUCUCCCAGGUAAGUCAGUUGGUGGCUAAGCUUUUGGGCAUUGAUUGGAAAUUACAUUGUGCAUACAGACACCAAAGUUCAGGACAGGUAGAGUGCAUGAAUAGAACAAUUAAGGAGACUUUGUCUAAAUUAACGCUUGCAACUGUCUCUAGAGACUGGGUGCUCCUCCUGCCUUUAGCCUUAUACAGGGCCCAAAACACGCCGGGCCCACAUGGACUCACCCCAUUUGAAAUAUUAUAUGGGGCCCCGCCCCCAUUUAUGAAUUUCUUGGAUUCCAACAUUGCUGAUUUUGCUAAUAGUCAUUCUCUGGAAGCUCAUUUGCAGGCAUUACAGAUUGUCCAGAGAGAAGUCUGGAAACCACUUGCAGCAGCCUAUCGGGAGCAGCUAGAUAAGCCGGUGGUACCACACUCCUACCAGAUAGGAGACACUGUAUGGGUACACAGACACCAGACUAAGAACCUGGAACCCCGGUGGAAAGGACCAUACACUGUCCUCUUGACUACCCUGACGGCACUAAAGGUUGACGCCAUCGCAGCCUGAAUCCACACUUCCCACGUCAAGGCCGACCACACCACGGGAGAGAAGAACCUGACCACGACCUCACCAUGA
Phodopus roborovskii (desert hamster) is the source of this 3450-nucleotide messenger RNA. RefSeq names its product protein NYNRIN-like. NCBI's taxonomy places the organism in Eukaryota, Metazoa, Chordata, Mammalia, Rodentia, Cricetidae. Gene Ontology annotation, molecular function: aspartic-type endopeptidase activity; RNA-DNA hybrid ribonuclease activity; nucleic acid binding. The record is from RefSeq and is a predicted model, not a curated record. Gene Ontology annotation, biological process: DNA integration; proteolysis.